Messenger RNA from Camelus dromedarius (Arabian camel), 2914 nucleotides. Its product is annotated as G-protein coupled receptor 183. The record is from RefSeq and is a predicted model, not a curated record. Gene Ontology annotation, biological process: G protein-coupled receptor signaling pathway. NCBI's taxonomy places the organism in Eukaryota, Metazoa, Chordata, Mammalia, Artiodactyla, Camelidae. Gene Ontology annotation, cellular component: membrane. Gene Ontology annotation, molecular function: G protein-coupled receptor activity; oxysterol binding. The transcript has 3 exons. Bases 377 to 1519 code for a protein of 380 amino acids.
UCUAGUGUGGUGAACUGAUUCAACUUCUGCAGAGGGGAGGGUGCUGGGGGCACCUUCCAUGCUCCGGGGCCACCUGAGGAGGCUGCGGUCGCCGGACGAGGCUCUGCUGGGCUCCCAGUGCAUCACCCUUGGUGGGUGAGGUAAGUGGCCCAGAGAGGGCAGAGCAUCCUUACCUGACCUCAGCCCACCAGCCGGGACCUCUGCCCGUCCUGACAGGGCAGAAGGACAGGUCGGGCCAGAAGGACCAAAGGUCAGCGUCACAUCACUGAGCAAAACUGCCUGAUGGGCCCUGGCUGCCUUCACUGGUUCAGACCUCGUGGCGUACAUAACCUUUGGAGCCCUCUGGAAGCCCUGGUGAUCAUUCAUUCUCCCCUACAUGGCUGCACUAACUGGUAGCCCCCUAACAGGACCACACCUUGCCCUCCACAAUCACAGCUGGGACCUCUAUGACAUGGCUUCCAGCACGGCUGGUCCAAACAGGCUCAUCCACCAUGCCAACUCCUGCCUUCCUCACCACCUACCCCGGGCGGCCAGCGUGACGCUCUCUCUGUUCUACAUGGCCCUGUUGGUCUUCAGCGCUCUGGGAAAUAUCCUUGCCCUUUUCCUUGUCUAUCAAAAGGGCAAGAAGAUCAACUCAACAGGUGUCUACCUGGUCCACUUGGCAGCGUCCGACCUCCUCUUCACCCUGGUCCUGCCCGGAAAGAUCACCUAUUACACACUGGACUUCAACUGGCCUUUCGGUGAAGGGCUCUGCAGGCUGAUGGCAUUCAUGUUCUAUGUGAACACCCACUCGGGCAUCUACCUGAUGACGUGCGUGAGCGUAGACCGUUACCUGGCUGUGGUCCGCACCCACCAGUGGCCCCAGCUCCGCGAGGCCGGGAGGGCCAGGCUGGUCUGUGUGGCUGUCUGGGCCCUGGCAUCUCUGCAGACGGUGCCCCUGCUCUUGAUCCCUUUGACCAAGCUGGUGGCCGGCAGGCUGACCUGCAUGGAGUACGACAGUGUGGAGCCGGUGCUCAGGCUGCCCGUCAUGAUCCUGCUGAUCUCUGCCCUGAGCUUCUGCGGGCCGGUGGGCAUCAUUCUCUUCUGCUACGUGAAGAUCACCCUGAAGUUGUGCAGGGAAGCCCGAGACAACCCUCUGACGAGCGGGAAGGGGCACCACCGCAGGGCCUGCCUGCUCACCCUGGUGGUGCUGGUGGCUGUGGUUGCGUGUUUCAUCCCCUACCACCUCAACGUCAUCCAGUUCAUGGUGAGACGGAUGCUCCGCCCGCCAACCUGCCCCGAGCAGAGGGCUUUCAAACUGUCCCUUCAGCUCACCGUGUGCCUCAUGAACAUGAACUGCAGCAUUGACCCCAUCAUCUACUUCUUUGCGUCUACACGUUACAGAAAUUGGCUCCUCGGCGUUUUGAAACGCAAAGCAUCAGCAUCCUCCUCCUCUUCCUGCCCGGGAAGAGCUUCCUCAGAAACACAAAGUAUCAACCAGACUGGAGGCUCUGCACCCUUAGAGGAGAAUGAGGUCUGACGGAUCAUGCGCUUUAAGACUGAGUCUCGGUUGGGGGCCUAAAGUUAAUACAGUUUGGGGAGUGGUUUCUUUAGGAAAAAGAAUACAAAACAAUAGAUGCAAAAUUAGGUGUGGGGUCUUGGAUGGUGAGUGAGGAGCCCUAAGGUUUGUGUUGGCUUCAAGGUGAAUCCACCUUUAAUGUAUCCUAGUAAACACCACUGCAUCCUUGGCCUCCGGUCUUCCAUUUCUUCCCGGAAAAAGAGUAUUUUCACAGCAAAUGCAGACAAGACCAAAAGAAUCGUUGGCUGAGUCCUAGACCCACCAUUUAGACAAGGUUUCCAAUUUGGGGAGGCAAAUUGUUGCAAAGAGCAAAAGUACCCCUCCCCCAAAACAAACUUUCUAAAAGUUGAGAGUUAACAUUUACAAAAACGCCAAGGCUUUCCUAAGAAAGUAAAAAAAAAAUGCAGGGAGGAUGCUCUCCAAGCUAUUGUUCUGGCCGCCUCUUCUGUCGGGGAGUGGGAGUGAGGGACUGGUUAUUUAGUUUCUAGGAAGAGUCUGAGUGGUGCAGGGAGGACGCGUGGCCGUAUGACGUGUGUAAGUGUGCUGAAACCCUUCCCUGCACCCUUCCCCGGCCACUCUCAUGGGAGCCCGCAGUCUGUGUCCACACUGGGCCGGGUGGAAAGCUCGCACCCCUACCCUGCCCGCACUAACCCAGCCCUUAUCAGAGCACACAGGGGUGGUGGGAAGGGACCUGGCCAGUCCACAGUGUGCAGGGGCUCGAGGACCAGCGCUGCCCUCACCACCAGAGGCCUCCUCCUGGGGAGGGGCCAGGGCUGCUGACCUAACUCCGGACGUUAUACAGUCUACUUGACCGUCCUCACAGGCGGUUCUCAUCACCUACCUGUCUGCCUUGCACGCCAGGCUCCUCGGAUCCAAAGCUGCUUGGGGCUGGUUUGUGCUGAGCACUUGGAAGUAGGAAGGAGGAAGUCGCAUCUGGAGGGCAUCUGGGAACAAAACAGCACCAGGAAAGAGGACGAGAUCAGGAGCUCCAGCAGGAAGCAGCAACAAUGGGUGGGCGAGAGCACAGAGCCGAGGGCCCUCUGGUUUCCUGCACGCAGCUGCAGGAGGAGGGGAAUGGCUCUCUCUCCAGGCUAGGUGACGAUGGGUGUGAUUUACAAACAGGAAAACCUGAGUUCUGAGGCUGAACCAGCCGGGGAUGCCCCAGGCUCUGAGCAUGGACUCCUGAGCUCAGGAGGUCAGCAGGGGAAGCGUCCUGCUGAAGAUUCAUGUCCACGCCUGAGCCUCAUUGUCCUUGUCUGUAAAAACAGAGACUAUAAUAUCUACCACAUGGGGUUACUGUGUUGCGGGGGGUGGGGGGUGGUCCAUGAAUCAACACAUGUGUAAAUCAUUUAAAAC